UGCCACAUGUGCCUGAGCAGGUUGUUUGCAAAGGUCAAGCUCCCAGGCUGUUGCUGCAGCAGCUAACAUUUCUCAGCUGUUCUUGGCUCAGUCCUCAAGAUACACCAUCAGAAGGAAGAAGAUUUGCCUUAUUUUUUUGUUUUGUUUCAUUUGAAAGUAGACAGUUGCAAAAAAAAUAAAAAUAAAAAAAAAACAAGCUAAAAUGACUUUACUACACAUGCACCUGUAUUUCACUGGUUUGGUCUUCUGGAUUAUACCGAAAUCAACCUCUUUUGUGCUGCCCAAUGCCACCGAGCUCCUGCACCCCUCCAGCAGCCCGCAGGCUGGCUUGGUGUCCGGCCUCGGGGUGCCGAGGAGUCGCCGAAAGCGAUACAUCUCUCCGCGGGACAUGAGCGCUCUUUUGGACUACCACAACCAAGUACGGGCACAGGUGUCUCCGCCAGCUGCCAACAUGGAGUAUAUGGUGUGGGAUGAGAGACUAGCCAAGUCUGCUGAAGCAUGGGCCGUACAGUGCAUAUGGGACCAUGGGCCACCACAGCUGAUGAGAUACAUUGGUCAGAACCUCUCCAUUCACUCUGGCAGGUACCGGUCAGUCGUGGAUCUUGUGAAAUCUUGGUAUUAUGAGAAACAGCAUUACUCCUUCCCCUACCCUCGUGACUGCAACCCCAGCUGCCCCUCCAAAUGCAGUGGUUCUGUUUGCAGCCAUUACACCCAGAUGGUGUGGGCCUCCUCCAACAGAAUUGGCUGUGCCAUCAACACCUGCUCCAACAUGAACGUGUGGGGCAGCACCUGGCGGCAGGCGGUGUACUUAGUGUGCAACUAUGCCAUCAAGGGCAACUGGAUAGGAGAAGCUCCUUACAAGGUGGGGAGACCGUGCUCGGCCUGCCCCCCCAGUUAUGGUGGCGUCUGCAGCAACAACAUGUGCUUCACGGGACUCAAAUCCAACAAAGUGAGCUGGUUCUGAGCCUCUGAGAGCUCUUCCUGACGGCUGGAAAAGUGGAGCUGCGGCUGGCACCAGGAGAGCGUGGGAAAUGCCAUGUACAAUGUUGUGUAAACUAGGAGAAUUAUUUAUAACAGUGACAUUCCAGGCUGCUUCCCCCUCCCCCCCCUCACCCCCACCCCUCCAGCUGCAUUUAGGAAGUGUUAGUCAGUAACUGCUCUAAAGAGCUGGCAGGAUCUUUCCCUAUGGUUAUUCUGUUCUAUCCCGGCUGUAGCCCACUCCCCUAACGCUGUGUAGGGAAUGGUUGAGCUGUCACUUUGUCUCUGUGUUACACAGCUCCCGAGGGAGCGCAUGGGGUGGUGUUCCUCUGAGGGCAGUAGGUGCGGUUAGGUUCUCAGGGUAGCAGAGUGUCGAGGGAAAAGUCAUAGUGGGAUGUCUGUCCUCUUUCCAGCUCUGUGAUGCCCCCUCCCCCCAGCUCACACGUAAGGCAGAUGAUCGUUGUCAAUAAUGCU
Molecule: messenger RNA, 1452 nt
Organism: Trachemys scripta elegans
Lineage: Eukaryota; Metazoa; Chordata; Testudines; Emydidae
Gene: R3HDML
Product: R3H domain containing like
Exons: 6
Coding region: 203-964 (253 amino acids)
Source: RefSeq, a predicted model, not a curated record